This is a messenger RNA of Synchiropus splendidus (mandarinfish), 3066 nucleotides long. Its product is annotated as synaptogyrin-2-like. Gene Ontology annotation, cellular component: synaptic vesicle membrane; neuromuscular junction. Bases 163 to 906 code for a protein of 247 amino acids. NCBI's taxonomy places the organism in Eukaryota, Metazoa, Chordata, Actinopteri, Syngnathiformes, Callionymidae. The record is from RefSeq and is a predicted model, not a curated record. The transcript has 4 exons.
ACUGACAAGGCCCCGCCCCCGUGACGCAGCGACACAGCGCCGCUCCUCCUCGGGCCGUGUGCAGCCAAGCGAGCAGCAGGGGGCGCUCUUACGCCCACGCCACAUAACAUCUCGCUAUCAAUAGUCACUGAAUAACCGGAGUAUCCACUGAGCCGGAGCAACAUGGAGGAGACGGACGCCACUGCCUACGGGUCUCCCCUCGCGGGAGGAGGCUUCAACGUCCAAAAGUUUAUCCGACAACCGCUGACCAUCGUGCGGCUGCUCAGCUGGCUGUUUGCCAUGGUGGUCUUUGCCUGCAUCACCACUGAGGGCUACAUCAACCCUAUACACAGUCCGGAAGCCAAGUGCAUCUUCAACCAGAACGACUCCGCGUGCCACUAUGCCGUCGGCAUCGGGGUGAUCGCCUUCCUCGCCUGCGUGGGCUUCUUGGCUUUGGAUGUUUACCUGCCAUUUGCAAGCAAUGCACAGCAGAGGAAGUUUGCAGUCAUGGCAGACUUGGGGUUUUCGGGAGUGUGGACCUUCCUGUGGUUUGUUUGCUUCUGUCUGCUGGCCAAUCAGUGGAGUCACACCCUUGAUACCCGCAUGAUCCCCGAGGACGCCGCGCGGGCCACCAUAGCCUUCUCCUUCUUCUCUAUCGCCACCUGGGCAAUCCUCACCUACUUAGCCUUGUGUCGCUUCCGCCGCGGUGUCAAUGACAACACCCUCCCGACAUACAGUGAGGCACCGCCAGACUCCCACACCCCCUACCCACCAACGUACGCCCCGACCUCCUACAACCCCACUACCUACACACCCACCACCUACUCUGCGUACCCCAGCGCUAUCCCCGACCUGAAGCAGCAGCCGGCCUUCACCCCGAACAUCCAGCCUCAACCAGACAUGAGCUACCAGCCACCCACCUACUGACACAAAGGGCGGCCUUGUUGACCGGGGAGGGUCUGUAGGCUCCGAUUGCAAUCACACAGCGUUUCAGCUCCCAGGAGGGAUCAGUGCUGGUGAUGGAGCAGUGGGCUUUGGACCAGCGUGCACAGACACAUCUUACCUCAACUGGCCUGAUUGCAAAGGAGAUGGGUAGACUAUACCCAAAGGUCAAGGGUUAACUGUGUGACUUUACAUGAGUGCUUUUAACGGCAUCAAUCGAAGUGGAAAAUGGUCGGACAAAGUGUUUCUCUGUUGCAAACUGAGAAUGUGUGUAGAUCCUCUGAAUUCAUUCUAAAUUUGUCCUUUUUUUUAAUUUAUUAUCCUGUCAACACUAAACAAUCGCCAUGACGCCAAAAUGUACUUCCUGUGAAUGUGUCAAUUGGAUUCUAAAAUGCUGUUUUGUUUUGUGUAGCCAUGUCUGUAACACUGGAAUGUUGAGUUUGCUGAGGACUCUAACAGACUUGCACUUUCAACCAAGAUUAAGAUGCGAUCAGGAGGGUGUGUAGAUACUGAGCGGGUUUGUCCACGGAUCCUGACCCGCGUUCAACACUGUCACUCAUUAACAAAAGUUAUCAGCGAAUGAGCACAACUGUUUCAGACAUCCCUCCAGCGACAUGUUUCAGUUUCAGGCGCUCCUUCAGUGACUUGUCUGAUCAACUUCAGUUGUUAUUGUUGGGUUAUGCUUGAGAGAAAAUCGUUUUGAUUAAACUAUACAUCUCAUUUCGGCCUUUGCGACACCACUUUGUGCUUAUGUUCCUGGCAACAGAUCUCAGUUAGAGUGCAGUCAUGUGCUGUCCUGUUGAGGUUGCAGUAAGAGACGUGCUGUGGACAUCCCAGUCCUGAAAGGUCCUGUACACAAGUGUGUGAGUGUCUCGUCAGUGAAUUUUAUUAUGGUUUUUAAAAAGCCGUGCAACCACAGCGAGUCAUAAUGAACCAACUGACUCUCCCGAGUCUUGAAUGCUCUAUGGUUUUAGAUUUUUAAUGCUGACAACUGGCUAAAUAAUUUGGCCUAUGCUCCUGCAGAACAUACACUGGUCCUCAGGGAGCAACAGGUUUUAUAUAGCAUGCAGGAUACACUUUCCGUUUCAAAACACCAGGGCAUCGACGCCUGCCAGGAUUUAAACAGGUUAUAUCGGUCCGUGUUGGCAUGUUGGGUUUCAGGUUACACCGUAGUCCCUUCAGUAGUUGCCAAUGAAUAGUACAUUUUACUGAUUCAAAGUCUGAAAAUAGCAUCUAAUAACAACUACACAUAAAACCAAAGGCCUUCCUGUUGAAUUUAAAUCAUAGUUUCUGGCUUUAAAUGUGUCUUAAACUGUGGCAAAAACACACUGUCAUUCAAUUGAAAAUAGAUCUAAUACAAUGCAUUGAAUGAGAGUGCAGACACCAAUGGCUUUGCAUUUAUAUUCAUAAUAAAUUGGGACACAAAAAUAAUUCAGGAUAUGACAUUUUCUUGAGGUUAAUGCCAACUAAACAAAAACACCUUUGCAAAAUGAUUGUUCCUAGUUUAAUACAAUUGUCCUAUAUUCCAUUAACACACCGACAACAGGAAUGUUAACGAUUAAUAUUAAUAAUAAUAAUUUGCAAAAAUAAAAACAGGUGACAUUUUCCAACAUCAUUGCCCCGAACAUAAUCUUAAAAACACCACAUAAAAAUACUUAAAACAUACAAUCUGAUUUUAGUCCUUAGAGCUGUAAGGAAGAGAAAAGCUUCCUGGGAAUGCCGGAGUCCACAAUCUUGACAAGAUUUUGUGACGGCGUCUCAUUCUUGAAGGGAGACCGGUUCUCCUUGUUCACCGUGAGACCUCCGUAACAGCGUCGACACACUGCCUGGUACUUGUCAGCCCCACCGAUCACUUCCACCUGUGGAGCAGCAGAAUGUUUACAUAUGGGUUGUAGCAUCACAUCUCAGACUACUGAAUAACCAGAGGAGUCCUCAGCGCACGUGCUUUAUUCAGGUGUGCAGGUUUUUUGUUGGACCCACCCUUUAUGGAGUGAUAAAGAAACCAAAAAUGAACUAUUGAAUAUACAGAUAUGAAUCUCUGCUGUUGCCGUCUAAUUUUGUUACUGUAAUCAAACAGUUGUCAUCAUGUUGAAGACCCUUUUUUACUGCAAUAUGUUAUACUCUUGGGCAUUUCCAUGAAGAGUA